Benincasa hispida (wax gourd) is the source of this 2742-nucleotide messenger RNA. RefSeq names its product ENTH/VHS family protein. The record is from RefSeq and is a predicted model, not a curated record. NCBI's taxonomy places the organism in Eukaryota, Viridiplantae, Streptophyta, Magnoliopsida, Cucurbitales, Cucurbitaceae. Gene Ontology annotation, biological process: mRNA 3'-end processing. Gene Ontology annotation, molecular function: RNA polymerase II complex binding.
UUGUUUGCGCCAAAACUUUCCCCAAAUUUCUUCCAAUUUUCUUCUAAAACCCCAUUUUCUCUUCUUCCUCUGCAGCUCUCUCUUUCCCUUCUCUGUUUCCUUCAAUGUCAUCUGAUUCCUCUUCCGAUUCCUUUUCUUCUUCCUUUCAACAAAUACCCAAUACCUAAUUUCCCAUUUCACUCAAAUUCUUCCCUUCCCUUUACCCCGUUUCUCUGCAUUUUCUCCCAACCGCUCCCCUUCCUCUACUUUCAUCUCCUUCUGAUUCCUUCCGCUUCCUCUUUUCUGGGCUUCAAUUCCCUUUUCUUCCCUCGAUUCUGGGUUUUCUUCGCUUACCUCAACUGCGUAUGCUUGAUUGGGCCUUCGAGAUCUUCCUUCUUUUUAGGGAUUUCUACUGUUCCGUUUUGUUAUUGGGUUUACGCUCUAGUUUGCUGCUGCUGCUGUACUGGAAUGAAUAGUGUGUUCAGUGAGCAAAUACUUGCUGAUAAGCUGUCGAAGCUCAAUAGCACGCAGCAGUGUAUUGAAACUUUGUCACAUUGGUGUAUAUUCCAUAGAGGCAAGGCUGAACUAGUUGUUGCAACAUGGGAUAAGCAGUUCCACAAUUCAGAAAUGGUCCAGAAAGUUCCUCUUUUGUAUCUUGCUAAUGACAUUUUACAAAACAGCAAGCGUAAGGGAAAUGAAUUUGUUACUGAGUUCUGGAAGGUUCUUCCAUCAGCGCUUAAGAAUGUCCUUGAGAACGGUGACAACCAUGGAAAGAAUGUAAUUUCCAGAUUGGUAGAUAUAUGGGAACAAAGGAAGGUAUUUGGAUCUCGGACUCGAAUCAAAGAUGUAAUACUUGGGGAAGAAGCACCUCCUCCUUUAGAGUUUAGUAAAAAGCGUACUCGAUCAGUCAGAAUUGUCAAAAGAGAUUCACGGUCAAUUAGAACGAAAUUGUCUAUUGGAAGUGCAGCUGAAAAAAUUGUGUCAGCAUUCCACCUGGUCCUAAGUGAAUAUUCUAAUGAAGAAACUGAGAUGACCAACUGUAAUUCUGCGGUUCAACGUGUGAGGAAGAUGGAAAAUGACGUUGAUUUUGCUUGUUCCAUGGCAAAGAAUCCCCAGCGUAAGAAGUUAGCCAAAGAACUGGAAGAGGAAGAAAGUAUUCUGAAACAGUGUAUUGAGAAACUACAAUCGGUUGAAGCCAGUCGGUUGGCACUGAUCUCUCAGUUAAAAGAAGCCCUGCAUGUUCAGGAAUCAGAGCUGGAGAAUAUUCGAACCCAGAUGCAGGUAGCUCAGGCUCAGGCAGAAGAGGCUAAAAAUAUGCAAAACCGGCUAAAUGAUGAAGGUUAUCUAUCGAAAACUUCCACCACUGAUUCAAAUGCAAAAGCAGGACAGACUCCUAAGAAGUCGGCUGCAGCCAUUGCAGCAGAGGUUGCUGACAAGCUUGCGGCUUCUAGCUCCUCUCAAAUGAUCAUGACAUCAGUUCUCUCCACAUUUGCGGCUGAGGAGGCAAAGAAUACGGGUCUAGCAAAGACCAACAAUGGAUUGAAUGCGUUUGCAUCGAAGCCCAUGCGUCCCUCUGCCGGUUCUAUUACAAAACCUGAAGUUGGUUCAGAUCCUAACGUGUUUAUGUCUAUGCAGCCCCUUCCUGCUCCCACUAAUCAUACAUAUCAAUCAGUUAUGGUGCCCCAACCAACUAUGCAGAGCCAAGCCCCGAAUUCACAAACUCAGUAUCAGAUGCUUCCGAGUGCACCUUCCCAGCAAUAUUUGCAGCUCUCAAAUGGAGUCUUAACCCCGUAUGGUUAUGGUAGUCUUCCAAGCUCAACUCCCGUACCACCACCGCCUAUGCCCCAUAUGGUUAGUCCAGUGGUGCCCUUGACCCAGCAGAUGCUGCAACAGCCAAUACCCUUAGCUCAACAACCAUCACCUAUGAUACAAACACAACCAGUCCCUUUCACACAGCAACCUUUAGCACCUAGUUUUCGACCGCUUCAGCCGCCGGGGAUGGUGUAUUAUGGGCAUCCUCCCCCUUCUCAGUGAAUAUAUUGUGCUAAAGGUCAAGUUUUAGACAAUACCACACUCGUCAUUGACGUUGAUCUCUGAAUGUACGAGCCUGUGAACGAAGCAAGAGCCAAAUCAUAUCGAGCUGUGGUGGUAAGGACUUGCGGUAUUUAGUGCAUAUUUUGAGAUAAUUAAAUUGAUAUCACUGUCUUCUCCCUCUGCCCUACUUUGUGGGUGAAGAUACAGAAAGUAUGGAAAUGAUGUAAUUGGUAUAGGGCUCUACACAUUUGGGAGAUCACUCAGCCCUAUGAUUUCUUAAAUAGGUUCCAUAUGGUUCAGUUCAAUUUUAUGAGUUCAAAGUGACGACGACGGUUGUACUGAUAAAAGAAAGAGCAGAUGACAGACAGAUGGACGACGAGCUAGCCCACACGAAUGUCUAUGUUCUUCAUUGUUGAAGCUGUGAAAGUGCUAGCAAUGGCAGGCUAGUAGACUUGCUGAAUACUGUGCUUAAUGUGGGGAAAUUACAUAAGUUAGUGGCAGCCUUCAUGGAAGUUUUAUUAUAAGGGAGUUUCUUUAGCAAUCAAUAGGGCUUCUCUCUGACAAGAUAUGAAUAUGCUUAUUGGGACAGCUUGGGAAUGAAAAUUCAAAGGCUCAAAACAUAGACAUUGAGAGCUUAGCUUUGUGAAGCUCGGAAGAAAAUGGGUCCAAGUAGCUCGAAAAUUAUAAAGGAAAAUGAAUGAACUUAGAUUAGAAGAGAGUUGAUUUUCA